AUGACGACCAAAGAACCACCUUCUAAUGACCACGUCGAGUCCGCGGACAUCAUCGCACCUGUAGUCGAUGAACCGCCCAAGACUACCCCCACCGGCGAGAAGGCCGCGCAGUUUCUGGCCGCCGUCGGCGGAGACCGCACAUUCACGCCGGAGGAAGAGAAGAAGGUGCUGCGACGGAUUGAUCUGCGUGUUCUCCCGCUGCUGCUGGGUGCAUAUUUCUUCCAGCAGCUCGACAAGUCCAGUUUGUCCUACGUUUCUAUCUUUGGGCUGGUUGAGGAUGCAAAUCUCGUCGGUCAGCAGUAUUCAUGGCUAGGCUCCAUCUUGUAUAUUGCCCAGCUGGUUAUGCAGCCAGUCGCAGCAUUGGUUCUCGUCAAGCUUCCCACUGGAAAGGUUAUCGGCUCAGCAAUCUUUCUCUGGGGUUCAUCGCUGGCGAUCAUGGCCGCCUGCACUGACUUCCCCAGCCUCCUGGGGCUGAGGUUUUGUUUAGGCGCGUUCGAGGCAAUGAUAGCCCCCUCCUGCAUCGCCGUAACGCAGAUGUGGUGGCGGAGAGGAGAGCAGACAUGGCGGGCUGCCCUCUGGAACGCGAUGAACGGAGUAACUGCAAUCGUCGGGAGCCUUUUCACAUACGGCCUCGGUCACAUACAGAGCGACACUUUGUAUUCUUACCAGACCAUCUUCCUCCUCUGCGGUCUGUUGACCGUUCUCUACUCCGUCCUCGUUCUGAUAUUCAUGCCCGACUCCCCCAUGGAAGCCAAGUUCCUCGGUGAGCGCGAAAAGGUCAUCGCCGUCGAGCGCCUACGCGCCAACCAAAUGGGCAUUAUAUCACGCGAGUGGCGCUGGGACCACGUCUGGGAAACAUUACUCGACGUGAAGACCUGGAUCUGGUUUAUACUCAUCAUUGCUAUCUCCGGCGGAAUCAGCACAUUCGGCAGCCUUAUCAUCACAUCCUUCGGAUAUACAAAUUUCGAUGCAAUCCUGUUCAAUCUCCCCUUCGGGGCCGUGCAGGUUGUCAUUAUCCUAGGGGGCGGGUGGCUCGCGACCAAGCUGCGCACGAAAGGGCUGGUGAUUGCCGGGAUUGCGAUGAUUGCUGCAGUGGGCACGAUUCUCCUUCUUACUGUGUCAAGAGAGCAGAAGGGCGUGCUUCUGUUUGGAUACUACCUGGUAUCCUGUCUCGCGGGAAUCACGCCGCUGGUCUACGCCUGGGAAGCUCAGAAUACCGCGGGUGAUACGAAGAGGAAGUGCACGUCGGCUGUUGUUUUGAUCGGCAUGUGCACUGGGAAUGUUAUCGGCCCUCAACUCUACUCUUUGGACCAGGCACCCGAGUAUCGGCCCGGCUUGAUUUCAAACCUGAUCAUGUUUGUCCUUGUUGCUAUAAUUGCUAUUAUCGCGGACGUAUACCUCUACUGGCUCAACAAGCGCCACGCAAAGAAACGAGAAGCACUCGGUAAGACCGCACAGAUUGUCGAUGAGUCCAUGCUUGGAAAGAACAAGAUUCAGGCGAGCAAGGCUGCUGAAGUGGAAGAUGCUGGGAAGGGGGAGAGCCCUGGGGUGGACAAGGGGUUCUUGGACAUGACGGAUUUGAAGAAUGAGGAUUUCAUCUACGUAUAUUAG
Messenger RNA from Aspergillus versicolor CBS 583.65, 1611 nucleotides. RefSeq names its product putative MFS transporter. Gene Ontology annotation, cellular component: membrane. The coding region runs from base 1 to 1611 and encodes 536 amino acids. Gene Ontology annotation, molecular function: transmembrane transporter activity. Lineage: Eukaryota; Fungi; Ascomycota; Eurotiomycetes; Eurotiales; Aspergillaceae. The transcript is spliced from 9 exons. Gene Ontology annotation, biological process: transmembrane transport. The record is from RefSeq and is a predicted model, not a curated record.